This is a messenger RNA of Candoia aspera, 2247 nucleotides long. Its product is annotated as proteinase-activated receptor 1-like. Lineage: Eukaryota; Metazoa; Chordata; Lepidosauria; Squamata; Candoiidae. Bases 80 to 1357 code for a protein of 425 amino acids. The transcript is spliced from 2 exons. Gene Ontology annotation, biological process: positive regulation of blood coagulation; blood coagulation; phospholipase C-activating G protein-coupled receptor signaling pathway. The record is from RefSeq and is a predicted model, not a curated record. Gene Ontology annotation, cellular component: plasma membrane. Gene Ontology annotation, molecular function: thrombin-activated receptor activity.
ACGCACUUCCUUUCCCCACAAGCCAAAAGUAAUUCGCUGCGCGCAGCCGCUCCUUCGGUCCUCGCCGGCUAAGGCGGCCAUGGGGCAGCCGCUCGUCCUGGUCGCGCUGGGCUGGAUCGCGGUGCUGGUCCUUCCGUUGCAUUCUUUCUCCUCGCCGCAGAAUGGAUCUUCUUCCAAGAAUGGCACUAGGGCAGGACCAAGAUCCUUUUCCAUUAGAGUAGAGGGAGAAUAUGAAGCAAUUCCAGAUUUAUAUAAUGGUGCUGAAAAUGGUUUGGAAAUUGGGUCAGGAUCUAGCAGCCAAAACAGAACACAGCCUCUUCUAACAUACAGUCUGUCGAAAGAUGUGGAAUGGUACCUGUCUAGUGGAUGGCUGACCUUUUUCAUCCCAGCAGUCUAUACUCUAGUUGUGUCCCUGAGUCUUCCUCUGAACAUCACGGCAGUUCUUCUGUUCUUGCUAAAAAUGAAGGUGAAGAAGCCAGCUGCAAUGUAUAUGCUCAAUUUAGCUUCUGCAGAUAUACUUUUUGCGAGUGUCCUUCCAUUUCGGAUUGCCUAUCAUUUUUCUGGAAACCACUGGCCUUUUGGGUCUGCCAUGUGCUGCUUUGUCACCGCCACAUUUUACUGCAACAUGUACUGCUCCAUUCUGCUGAUGACAGUGAUAAGCAUCGAUCGCUUCUUGGCUGUGGUCUACCCAAUGCAGUCUCUGUCCUGGCGCACCCGAAGGCGUGCCUCUGCGGUUUGUUCUGCCAUCUGGCUUGUCUCAGUUGCUGGGGUGGUACCUUUGCUUAUCACUGAGCAAACAAGGCACAUACCUCCUCUGAACAUAACAACUUGUCAUGAUGUACUGAAUGAAAAAGACCUCAAAGGAUAUUAUCUUACUUUUUUCACUAUUUUCUGUUCAUUUUUCUUUUUUGUGCCAUUAAUUGUUUGUAGUAUUUGCUAUGUCUGUAUCAUCUGGUGUCUUAGCUCUGCAGACAUUGCUGCAAAACCGGGUAAAAAGACGCGAGCUUUACUCUUGUCUGUGGCUGUUUUCUCCAUUUUUAUUAUAUGUUUUGGCCCAACAAAUGUUCUCUUGCUAGUUCAUUAUGUGAAUUUUUCUUACAACAGCUACGUGGGCAAUAUAUAUUUCGCUUAUCUCCUCUGUGUCUGCAUUAGCAGUAUAAGUUGUUGUAUUGAUCCUCUGAUCUAUUACUAUGCCUCUUCUGAAUGUCAGCGUCACUUGAGCAAUUUGUUGUGUUGCAGAAAGGACUCUGAACUCUGCAGCCUUAGCUCCAAUAAUCCUCUGGGGAGUAGAACAAGCCAAAGGGCUACGUGCACCAGUACACUUGAUAACAGCCUCUACCGAAAAUUACUAGCAUAGAUACUUUUUUUGGUAUUUCUGGUAUGUACAGUAUGGCUCUGUUUUAAAAACACUGCUAUGAGGAAAAUUCAGACAUGAACAUUCUUUAUAUAAUCAGUCUGUCUUAUUAACAUAAAGCCUGCUACUGUAACAGUUGCAGUAACUGGGGAGAGAUAUCAAAAAUCUUAGAGAGACCGUGAAUACAUCUCUAUUUAAGAUAAAAAACUGAACACAAAUUUAUAAAAUGCUGUUAAACUCUAAUGAGAGUUUGUCUUUUCUAAGAUGUAGGAUCAGUUGUCAUAUUUUCACAACAGCCACACAGAAGUUGGCUACCCUGAGUGGUAUGGGAAUCUACACACAUCCAUUUUGUAUCCAAAUCUCUCUCUCUCAGAUUUCUGCCAGAAAGAUCCAGGCAAUCUCUCAUCAAGUAUGGUUUUUCUCCCGCUGCAUCAGAGCUGUAUUCUUCUGUGAGCAUCAGUGACAAGCUGGGAGGCAUACAGAUUAAUGAAAAAAGGAUGCACUCAGGGGAGCCACGGAAUAAUUCUUUCUUAGUGAUUUCACACAUUUUGAAAAAAAUCAAACCACUGUUUGCAUAGCCCUGUUACUUUAUGGGCGUAGUGCUUUCCUGGGUUCUAGGUAAAAUGCUGAGAACUAAAUGUGUGUAGAUUUGAGGACACAGUAUAGUCAAACUCAAUAAAACCUGGAUCUGCACUUCCUGAGUAGAUUGUUGUUAUAUAUUCUUUGUAUAUGAAUGUGUGUGUAUAUAUGUGUGUAUGUUAUAUACACAUAUAGAAACCUGUUACUUCAUAAUUUUUUAUUCUUUUAAAACUGCAAAUGCUGAUGGGCACAGCUGUUUUAUAUUUUAUUUUUGAAAAUUGAGUGACACUCAGUUAAUAAAUGUGUAAAUGGUC